This is a messenger RNA of Telopea speciosissima, 1979 nucleotides long. RefSeq names its product protein NRT1/ PTR FAMILY 6.1. Gene Ontology annotation, molecular function: transmembrane transporter activity. The coding region runs from base 77 to 1942 and encodes 621 amino acids. Gene Ontology annotation, cellular component: membrane. Gene Ontology annotation, biological process: transmembrane transport; oligopeptide transport. The transcript has 5 exons. The record is from RefSeq and is a predicted model, not a curated record. Lineage: Eukaryota; Viridiplantae; Streptophyta; Magnoliopsida; Proteales; Proteaceae.
UCUGAUUCAUUCCUGCCCUGUUUUUCAUUUGGUUGCUUUGGGAAGUUUUCGUCGUUGGAUUACUAGGGUAGCUGGGAUGGAAGCCAGAGAAAUCAAGUCUCCUAUAAAUUUUUCAGAGACACCACCAAUCCUGGGCGACAAUACUGAUUCAUGUCGUGGAAAGAAGCUCGGAAUUUAUUUCUUAGAAAGUGAUGAGAGGAAGACGGCAAUUGGGGGUGGCUAUGUGGGAGGAACUACCCCAGUGAAUAUCCGUGGGAAACCCAUUACUGAUUUAUCAAGGACGGGGGGAUGGAUUGCUGCUUUUUUCAUUUUCGGGAAUGAAAUGGCAGAGAGAAUGGCUUAUUUUGGACUUUCGGUUAAUAUGGUGGCCUUUAUGUUCUAUGUAAUGCAUCGACCCUUCAGUAGUUCAGCAAAUGCGGUUAACAUUUUCCUGGGGAUAUCACAGGCUUCAUCUGUACUAGGUGGAUUUCUUGCUGAUGCAUAUCUUGGACGAUAUUGGACCAUAGCCAUCUUCACCACAAUCUAUCUGGCUGGUCUGACAGGAAUAACCUUGUGUGCUACUAUGAGUGUAUUGGUGCCGAACCAAGAUCAGUGUGAUCAGCUAUCCCUACUCUUAGGCAAUUGUGAACCAGCAAAACCAUGGCAAAUGCUGUACCUCUAUGUAGUUCUAUACAUCACAGGAUUUGGAGCUGCUGGUAUUCGGCCCUGUGUUUCCUCAUUUGGAGCUGAUCAGUUUGAUGAAAGGAGUACAGACUAUAAAUCUCACCUGGACAGGUUUUUCAAUUUCUUCUAUCUGUCUGUCACUGUUGGGGCAAUUGUGGCUUUCACCAUGGUAGUCUAUAUCCAAAUGAAACAUGGAUGGGGAUCUGCUUUUGGUUCAUUAGCCAUAGCUAUGGGCAUAUCAAAUAUGGUCUUCUUUGUUGGUACUCCUUUGUACAGGCAUAGAUUGCCAGGUGGUAGCCCUUUGACGCGGGUGGCCCAGGUCCUCGUUGCAGCAUUUCGAAAGAGGAAUGCUUCUUUCUCUACCAGUGAGUUUGUAGGCCUAUAUGAGGUUCCAGGCAUACGAUCUGCUAUAAAGGGUAGUGGAAAGAUAGCCCACACUGAUGAGUUCAGGUUUUUGGACAAGGCAGCACUACAAUUGAAAGAAGAUGGCACAAAUCCCAGUCCUUGGAGACUUUGCACUGUUACACAAGUGGAGGAAGUCAAGAUACUACUAAAAUUGAUUCCAAUACCAUCCUGCACUAUAAUUCUCAGUCUAAUUCUAACGGAGUAUCUGACACUAUCAGUCCAACAGGCAUAUACCUUGAAUACUCAUAUGGCACAAUUGAAGCUCCCGGUCACAUGUAUGCCUGUAUUUCCUGGCCUCAGCAUAUUUCUUAUCCUCUCUUUAUACUAUUCCAUUUUUGUUCCUUUGUCUCGCCGCAUCACGGGUCAUCCUCAUGGCGCCUCUCAGCUUCAAAGGGUGGGCAUUGGGUUGGCAGUCUCAAUCCUAUCUGUGGCAUGGGCUGGGGUUUUCGAGAGCUUCAGGAGAAACUAUGCAAUCAAACACGGCUAUGAGGCUAUUUUCCUAACUGCAAUGCCCAACUUAAGUGCAUACUGGCUAUUGAUCCAAUACUGCCUGAUUGGCAUAGCAGAAGUAUUUUGCAUUGUAGGUCUUCUAGAAUUCCUUUAUCAAGAGGCCCCAGAUGCCAUGAGAAGUGUAGGAUCUGCAUAUGCUGCUGUUGCGGGUGGUUUGGGCUGCUUUGCAGCCUCCAUUUUGAACAGUAUCAUCAAAUCAGUCACUGGGAAUGUGAAAGAAGGGCAACCAUCAUGGUUGUCUCAGAACAUAAAUGCUGGUAGAUUUGAUUACUUCUAUUGGCUUCUUACAGUUCUAAGUGUGAUAAACUUCUGUGGCUUUCUAUAUUUAGCAAGAAGGUACAAUUACAGGACAAAUAGCUAUUGAAGGUGGGGAAACAGCUUGGAGGGUAGCUAGCAACAAG